AGGGUUUGACAGGCGCAAAAACUCAAAGACGCAUGAUCAAUUUUCUCUGUCCUUAUCCUUUAUAGAGAUUUACUCGGCCAUAUAGCAAAUAUCGAUUAUAAAAUAGGCCACGGGUCUGUUAUCUCUCAAAAUGAGGUGUUCAGUUGAUAUUUGAUUUGGGAUAAGAUGUUGGGGAAGGCCGUGUUAUGUUUGACCUUACAUUUGUAUAGUGUUGUAGCGCAGAAUGACUGCACGGACCUACGAGGGCGGUUGAUAAGCCACGGGUUGCACUACGUGCCAGGGCCGGACACCUGUACGUUAUGCGUGUGCGACAACGGCGGACCCAAGGCCUGCAAGGCCGUGCUGUGCUCGCCCCCACAGGAUUGUCGAUCAUUCCGCGUCGGCAACACCUGCUGCGAGUUCAUCUGUUUGGACGACGUGGUGAAGCCCGCAGACGGGUCCGAGAGCAACCUGCGCAUGGCGGCCGGCGGUGCGGUGGCCGUCGCGCUCCUCACGGUCGCCCUGGUGGUGUACCGCGUGAGGAGGCAGAAGAGGCGGAGGCGGCCGCAUGCUGAUGACCAGAGAAGCCUUACUAGCAUCGGAUACAUUAGCGGCAGCAUGGGCUAUAUGGGCGGCACUUGCGAGACAGCGUUAGCGGGCUGGAAACCGCCUGGCAACUAUAUGCCCCGCGGCGAGGCCCCGCCACCGUAUGACGAGGCCAUAGCGCAAUGCUCCGACGGCAUGAGAAUGAACACCGAGACGCCGUUCCAUCGGACCUACCCGACCAACCUCGAGACCAUGGUCCGGGCCGACGACGCCAUGCAAUGCACCGGGCACGGCUACAUCAACAUACCGCGGCCUGUGCAACAGAUGCCGAACCCGCAGAACUGCUUCGCAGCGCCACUUCUACAACCGCACCCCGAACCACGGGAGCCUGUUAUACACCACCCGCUGGCACCUAACAUGGUCGGGUUCCCGAGUGCGAUUCGGCUGACGGGCUCGCUGGGCGCCAUCAGCCACCGCGGCCUCAGCGUGCUGCCGCGCGAGCCCGAGCCGGAGCGCCCGCACAACGUGCCAGGCUUCUACACGAGCCCUGCCAACUCCUCGCUACACCGCACCAUCCCGCGCAUAUCCACCGCGAUCGACACAACCAUCCUCGACACGUCCAUAGCCGGCUUCAACCGCUGCGAUCGCUCGCUCCACAACGAAAUACGACGAUCGUUCCACAAGCCCAGCGAGCGAGCCAUGGCUGACACAGGCCGGAGUAUGCCGAGGAACCUCAACCUCGCUUCUAGCGGGGGCUCAAGCCGGCUUCACCGCUGCGAUCGCUCGCUCCACAGCGAGAUCCGGCGCUCGUUCCACAAGCCCAGCGAGCGAGCCAUGGCUGACACAGGCCGGAGUAUGCCGAGGAACCUCAACCUCGCUUCUAGCGGGGGCUCAAGAGCCGGCUUCAACCGCUGCGAUCGCUCGCUCCACAACGAAAUACGACGAUCGUUCCACAAGCCCAGCGAGCGAGCCAUGGCUGACACAGGCCGGACCGGCUUCAACCGCUGCGAUCGCUCGCUCCACAACGAAAUACGACGAUCGUUCCACAAGCCCAGCGAGCGAGCCAUGGCUGACACAGGCCGGAGUAUGCCGAGGAACCUCAACCUCGCUUCUAGCGGGGGCUCAAGCCGGCUUCACCGCUGCGAUCGCUCGCUCCACAGCGAGAUCCGGCGCUCGUUCCACAAGCCCAGCGAGCGAGCCAUGGCUGACACAGGCCGGAGUAUGCCGAGGAACCUCAACCUCGCUUCUAGCGGGGGCUCAAGCCGGCUUCACCGCUGCGAUCGCUCGCUCCACAGCGAGAUCCGGCGCUCGUUCCACAAGCCCAGCGAGCGAGCCAUGGCUGACACAGGCCGGAGUAUGCCGAGGAACCUCAACCUCGCUUCUAGCGGGGGCUCAAGCCGGCUACACCGCUGCGAUCGCUCGCUCCACAACGAAAUACGACGAUCGUUCCACAAGCCCAGCGAGCGAGCCAUGGCUGACACAGGCCGGAGUAUGCCGAGGAACCUCAACCUCGCUUCUAGCGGGGGCUCAAGAGCUCACAGCGAAGAACACAACGUGGGUGGAAUCGAGCCAAGGCCCCUAAAGGCUUGCGGCAAACCGGCCGCGGACGUCGCUGGACCUCCUACCACACUACCGCUCACGGUUGAUAAGCCGUCGUGCGUAUGCAGUUACUCGAGCGGCGCGCCGGACGGCGAACCGGACGGACCGGACGAUUAUCGCAGCGAGUGCGAGAACUGCAAGUCCGCUACCAGCUCCAGAUGGGUGCUGGACCCCGCUUGGCGCGACGAGGCGGAGGCGGGCACGCAGACGCUGCAGCGCCGCGCGCCGCCGCCGCCGCCGCCGCCGCCCGCCACCGCCACGCUGCCGCAACCGGUCACCAAACCAAGACCGGCGGGAGGCCCGCAAUCCAACUGGGAGAACUGGUUCAACACCAUCCCCGACUCCGACACUGAAUCCGAAGAAGAGUGAACAUUCCCCUCCCUACAUAAAUAUAACAGACCUUAAAUCCUUGCAAUAAGGUUCACGAAUUGUCUAAUAACAGUGUGGACGAUGUUAUACAAUAAGUAUUAAUGGUUAACUCUUGGAACGCCCCGCUAGUUCGUGUAUCUUU
Cydia amplana is the source of this 2635-nucleotide messenger RNA. RefSeq lists its product as uncharacterized. The transcript is spliced from 18 exons. Gene Ontology annotation, molecular function: protein binding. The record is from RefSeq and is a predicted model, not a curated record. The coding region runs from base 166 to 2493 and encodes 775 amino acids. Gene Ontology annotation, cellular component: membrane. Lineage: Eukaryota; Metazoa; Arthropoda; Insecta; Lepidoptera; Tortricidae.